UCUCGCAAUAAAAUGAGCUACCGUAUUCGCUCCUCGCUUAACAUGCGAAAUAGAAAAGCUAGAAAAACUAUCCCCAAGCAUACUAAUGUCUUCCAUUACCAAGUCAGUAGGAGAUCUCCCGAAAUUCGAUUUAAAUUAGGAUAACUUUGAGUUUCUAUCCAGUAACUUUCACCUCUACACAUAACUAUAUAAGGCUAGUAUAAUCAUAACGAAGGAAGACUCGUGAUAUUUGCAAAAUUAAAACCCCUGUUCUCCUUCCUUCUUCCUCCUCUUCCUCUCGAAGAUGUGUGACCUUUGCAAGCCUUUGGCUUUGGCGAACCACGACGUUGAUAUUAAGCACGAACUUCUUGACGAUUUCAUUCGUGUUGCCAACGAAGCCGCCGAUGCUGCUGGUGAUGUGGUGAAGCAGUUCUUUGGAAAACCUCACUUGAUCCAAACCUUUGAUAAAUGCGACGAAGAUGGAUGCAUAGUUGAGCAAGCAACAUCUGCCGAUAUAGCUGCCGAGGAUGCUAUGAUAUCGGUGAUUUUACGCAACUUCCCUAAUCAUUUAGUCUUUGGCGAAGAAAGAGGUUGGUUUCCAGAAGCGAGGAAUGCUGAUUAUGUCUGGGUUCUAGACCCGAUUGACGGGACUACCAGCUUCAAAAACGGAGUUCCUUUGUUUGGCACGCUCAUUGCUCUUCUAUAUAAGAGUAAGCCGAUUUUGGGAAUAAUUGACCAGCCAAUACUGCAGAGAAGAUGGGUCGGAGUGCAUGGAAGAAGAACUACAAUGGAUGGUCGUCCUGUACAGACCCGUCCUUGUCAUCAUCUGUCGCGAGCAACUCUAUACGCAUCCAGCCCAUUUCAUUUUAGCGAUGAAGAGCAAGAGGCCUUCCACCGUGUCACAGCAAAGGUUCAAGAACCGAUGUUCGGUGCUGAGUGCUUUACAUAUGGACUCUUAGCUUCUGGGUUUGUUGAUGUUGUUGUUCAGUCUUUUCUUGGUCCAUAUGAUUUUCUAGCUUUUAUACCAAUCAUAGAAGGCGCUGGAGGCAUUGUAACUGAUUGGGAUGGUCAGAAACUUCAGUGGGAAGCUUCUCCAGAUUUCACAGCUCCAACAUAUUACCGGAUAAUCGCUGCUGGAGACGACCGAGUUCACCAGGAUGCUCUGGAAUAUCUUCGCAUUAUUUAGACUUAAAAUAAAAAAAAUAUGUAUUUUUUUUUAACUUGCAACGUUUUGACUUUUUUUUGUUAUUCAUGCACUUACUUUGUAAAUCCGUAAAUCAAUGUUAUACGUAAUUAGAGAUAUUGACAUUUAAAGAACCAUCUCGGCAAAUGUGAAAUAUGAAAUGGUGCAAUAAGAAAAACAGAGGAAGUAUAGAAUAUAAUUUUUAGUAUGUAUGGUGUUGAAUUUAAAUAUAAUUAUAGAUAUUAAUGGAUAAAGUUGUGCAAUAGCAAGCAUGAAAAUCAACUUACUUUUUUUAGAAUUCUGCAGAUUCUCUUUAUUUUUUUUGUCAUUAAGUGGAACAAUAAAUUAAAUAUCAUUUUAUAUGUUUAUUUCUUUUUUUUAUUAUUAUUAUAUUGUGUUUCCUUUUGCUGCAUAAUUAUAUCAUUUUAUUAGUUACUAUAAAUUAUAAAUUUUAUUACGUACUCCCUUUGUUUUUUCAUGUACUCCUUCUGUUUUUUUUUUAUCAUUCUCACUUUCUCUGUGCGCGUCUUCCAAUACACUUCUUUGAACUUAAAUAUCUUUCAUUAUAUAUUAGUAAAAAUCAUAACGAUUGAAUAUUAAUAAUGUAUUAAUUGAGACGAAUCAAACAAGACCCCACAUGACUAUAUUUUUUCUUAUAGAUUGAAAACAAUUGAGAAGAUUCUCUCUAUGUAUGAAUAGUGCUAAGAUUGUAAGUGAGAAAGAUAAAAAUAAACAAAGGGAGUAUUUCUUUUUCCUACCUUCUUUUUUUUUGCUUAUCACAAAUCAUACUCACUUGGUUUUACUCCUUUUCACAAGAAACAGGAAAAUUGGGGGAGAAGUUGGCUAGAGAAAUGGAAUAGGUCGAAAUAAGAAGAGAAAUUAUAAAGUAAUGAGAUAUGAGUAACAAAGUAGAAGUAAAUUUACAUUGGAAAAAUAACCUAGUUUCUUCUCUCCCCCUGCUAUUGUCUCGUCUCCUCUCCUUCUAUCCUCUUUCACAGUUACCCUCUAGAAGGGCUGCCAUGGAGGUUUUCGUCCAUGGUAAGCCCCUCUUUAUCAGUUUUUGUUUGCAAUUUCUAGUUUAUUUUCUUGCUUUUUUCGCUAUUCCGCUGUUUUUAACAAGUCCCAUGUGAUAGUUUUAGUCCCCUGUAUGGUUCCGUAAUCACCCCCUUCAUGGUGGGUUUAUUAGUUUGAUUUUGUUGUGUGUUAGUUGGGUUGGAUCAUGACUCCAGUUGAAGGUUCGAUUGUUGAUAGGAUUUUGUGCGCAAUUGGAAGUUUGCAACGACUGUUAGUGCUACACAUACAAUCGGUUGAAUGAACUCUACUUCUACCUCAAAACUACAUCAGAUCGUUAGACCCUUUCGUAAAAGGCUGAAUUAGACAACGAUGUGAAAAUGGGUAUAUAGAUGGGCAAUUUGUACUCAACAAUCGUGAUUUUGCUAGAUUCGAAUUACGUUUCUUCAAUUUGAUUUGUAUAUUUUUAGUUUA
This is a messenger RNA of Beta vulgaris subsp. vulgaris (sugar beet), 2647 nucleotides long. Its product is annotated as bifunctional phosphatase IMPL2, chloroplastic. Gene Ontology annotation, biological process: L-histidine biosynthetic process. The record is from RefSeq and is a predicted model, not a curated record. Gene Ontology annotation, molecular function: phosphoric ester hydrolase activity. NCBI's taxonomy places the organism in Eukaryota, Viridiplantae, Streptophyta, Magnoliopsida, Caryophyllales, Amaranthaceae. The transcript has 9 exons. The coding region runs from base 284 to 1165 and encodes 293 amino acids.